Molecule: messenger RNA, 375 nt
Organism: Paramecium sonneborni
Lineage: Eukaryota; Ciliophora; Oligohymenophorea; Peniculida; Parameciidae
Source: the annotation of a GenBank genome assembly
UAUUAAUAUAAAUCAAUAUCAGUUUCAAAUGACAGAUGAAAAUUUAGAAUAGAUUAUUGAUAUGCCAGAACAAUCAGACAUGAUCAAUGAUGCAAGAACCCAAGUAUUUAAUACAUUUAAUCAUAAAAGGCUAGGUAUGCAGUCGAACAUUUUAAAGUUGAAUCAUAAAUCUCUAAUUAUAUCAAGAAGUUUUUCGAUGAAAAAUAUGGUCCAAAUUGGCAUUGUGUUGUUGGUAUUCAUAUCAAUUAAAUUAUAAAGGAAAACAUUUCAAUUCUUACACAUCUUACGAAAGCAAACGUUAUAUGUUUUUCUAUGAGGGCUAAAUGGCAAUAUUACUUUAUAAAAUGGGUUGAUCUAUAAAAUAUUAAUUAUCAA